AACUGGGUCUAUACCACAGUGUCGACCUCGACCCGAAGGAUGGGAUCAGUCGGCAGCGAAGCUGGCCAAAGGGUGCAAGUUGAGUUUUACGUCAAUGAAAAUACCUUCAAGGAGAGGCUGAAGCUUUUCUUCAUUAAAAACCAAAGAUCAAGUUUAAGAAUCCGACUCUUCAACUUCUCUCUCAAGCUGCUGUCCUGCCUCUUGUACAUUGUACGGGUUUUACUGGACGAUCCAACAGAGGGCAUUGGAUGCUGGGGGUGCCCUAAACAGAAUUACACCGCUCACGCAAACGUAACAGAAAUCAGAUGGGCUCCCAUUCUUUGGGUGGACAGAAGACUAGCAGUAUGGGCUAUUCAGGUUAUCGUGGCCUUAAUAAGUUUCUUGGAGGCGAUGCUUCUUGCAUAUCUGAGCUACAAGGGAAACAUCUGGGAGCAGAUCUUCCGAAUAUCCUUCAUUCUGGAGAUGAUUAACACAGCCCCCUUCAUAAUCACUAUAUUCUGGCCUCCACUGAGAAACAUAUUUAUUCCAGUAUUUUUAAAUUGCUGGCUGGCUAAAUGUGCUCUGGAGAGUAUGAUAAAUGACUUGCAUCGAGCCAUCCAGAGGACUCAGUCAGCAAUGUUCAACCAAGUUCUCAUUCUUAUCUGCACUCUUCUGUGCCUAGUGUUUACUGGGACCUGUGGAAUUCAGCACCUGGAGAGAGCUGGAAACAACCUCUCCCUCUUCAAGUCCCUGUAUUUCUGCAUCGUCACAUUCUCCACUGUUGGGUACGGGGACGUGACACCUCAGAUCUGGCCGUCUCAGCUUCUUGUAGUUAUCAUGAUCUGUGUGGCUCUUGUGGUGCUGCCUCUUCAGUUUGAGGACUUGGUGUACCUGUGGAUGGAACGGCAGAAAUCUGGCGGGAAUUAUAGCCGCCACCGCGCUCAGACAGAGAAGCAUGUGGUGCUGUGUGUCAGCUCCCUGAAGAUAGACCUCCUCAUGGACUUUCUCAAUGAAUUCUAUGCACAUCCCAGACUUCAGGAUUAUUAUGUGGUGAUUCUGUGCCCGACGGAGAUGGAUAUUCAGGUCCGACGAGUCCUACAGAUUCCUCUGUGGUCACAGCGGGUCAUCUACCUGCAGGGGUCAGCUCUGAAGGACCAAGAUCUCAUGAGGGCCAAAAUGGAUGAUGCUGAAGCCUGUUUCAUUCUGAGCAGUCGGAAUGAGGUGGAUAGGACAGCAGCAGACCAUCAGACAAUCCUGAGAGCAUGGGCCGUGAAGGACUUUGCACCAAACUGCCCGCUCUAUGUCCAGAUUCUGAAGCCAGAAAAUAAAUUCCAUGUUAAAUUUGCAGAUCAUGUAGUUUGUGAAGAAGAGUUUAAGUACGCCAUGUUGGCUCUGAACUGUAUUUGUCCUGCCACAUCCACCCUCAUCACUCUGUUAGUUCACACUUCCCGAGGACAAACCCCCUUGGAUCCUUUAAACCCGAGACAAGGAGCAUGCCACUCUUUAUUCAGGGAAGGCCAGCAGUCUCCUGAACAGUGGCAGCGGAUGUAUGGCCGGUGCUCCGGGAACGAGGUCUAUCACAUCAGCCUGGGAGACAGCAAGUUCUUUGGAGAGUACGAGGGGAAGAGUUUCACCUACGCUUCCUUCCACGCACAUAAAAAGUACGGUGUGUGUUUGAUUGGGGUCAAGAGAGAAGACAAUAAGAGCAUCUUGUUGAACCCGGGUCCCAGACACAUCAUGGCCGCCUCGGAUACCUGUUACUACAUCAACAUCACCAAGGAGGAGAACUCCGCUUUCAUCUUCAAACAGGAGGAGAAGCACAAGAAGAAGGGAAUGGCACCCGGGGGGCUGCACAGUGGACCUUCCAGACUCCCUGUCCACAGCAUCAUCGCCAGCAUGGGUACUGUUGCUAUGGACCUGCAGAACACAGAGUGCUGCCCCGACAGCAGCAGCAGUAAACUAGCCCUGCCCAAUGAGAACGGAGGAAACAGCAGAAGGCCUAGCAUCGCCCCAGUUCUGGAGAUAGCAGACUCCACCUCCAUUCUACCAUGUGACCUGUUGAGCGACCAAUCCGAAGAUGAAACAGCCCAGUCAGAUGACGAAGGACUGCCUGCUCUGGAGUAUGUGAAAGGGUACCCUCCCAAUUCACCUUAUAUCGGGAGCUCUCCAACCUUGUGUCACCUACUGCCUCAGAAAGCACUGUUCUGCUGUCUGAGACUGGACAAGGGCUGUGAGCACAACAGUUUUGAAGAUGCUAAGGCGUAUGGCUUUAAGAAUAAGCUGAUUAUUGUUUCGGCAGAAACUGCUGGGAAUGGGUUGUAUAAUUUCAUAGUUCCUCUGCGAGCCUACUAUAGACCCAGAAAAGAACUGAACCCCAUCGUACUGCUUCUCGACAACCCACCUGAUAACCACUUCUUGGAGGCAAUCUGCUGUUUUCCUAUGGUCUACUUCAUGGCUGGAACCAUUGACAACCUGGAUAACCUUCUCCAGUGUGGCAUCAUCUACGCUGACAAUCUGGUCGUAGUUGAUAAGGAGAGCACCAUGAGUGCUGAGGAGGACUACAUGGCAGAUGCUAAAACUAUCGUCAAUGUCCAAACUAUGUUCAGGCUAUUCCCCAGUCUGAGCAUUAUCACAGAACUCACCCACCCCUCCAAUAUGAGGUUCAUGCAGUUCAGAGCCAAGGACUGCUAUUCCCUCGCGCUCUCCAAACUGGAAAAGAAGGAGCGUGAAAAAGGCUCAAACCUGGCCUUCAUGUUCAGACUCCCAUUCGCAGCCGGCAGAGUGUUCAGCAUCAGCAUGCUGGAUACUUUGCUGUAUCAGUCAUUUGUGAAGGAUUACAUGAUACCUAUAGCAAGAUUAUUACUGGGCCUUGACACCACCCCUGGGUCAGGAUACCUGUGUGCUAUGAAGAUCACAGAAGAUGAUUUGUGGAUUAGAACGUAUGGAAGGUUAUUCCAAAAGCUGUGCUCAUCCAGUGCUGAAAUUGCCAUUGGCAUGUACAGGACAGAAUCCCAUAUGUUUGCAACAUCUGAGUCACAAGACAUUGGUCCACAGUCCCAGAUCUCCAUCAAUGUUGAGGAGUGUGAGGACACAAGGGACGUGAAAGAACCAUGGAACCAAAGAGGCAGCCACAGGAACUCCACCUCCAGUGACCAAUCGGAGCACCCGUUACUGAGGAAGAAGAGCAUGCAGUGGGCACGGCGACUGAGCAGGAAAGGGAACAAGCAAACGAGUAAAACGGAGCGAAUCAGCCAGCAGAGACUGAAUCUGUACCGCCGCUCAGAGAGACAGGAGCUUUCUGAGCUGGUGAAAAACCGAAUGAAGCACCUGGGUUUGCCUACCACAGGUUACGAGGAUGUAGCAAAUUUAACUGCCAGUGAUGUGAUGAAUCGGGUAAACCUAGGAUAUUUGCAAGGUAAUUCCUCACUUGGGGAACAGAGAGGUAUUGAAAGCACACUCAAUAAGGACGGAAUGCCAGCUCCAAACAAACAAGCGGAGAGUUUCGUAGUCUCACAGGCUGGAUUGUGGGCUGACUCUGUGAAAAACAAUUCGCCUCAUCUCCCAAAAUGUAACAGCCCCACAAAACCUAGUAUCUUAAGAUACUUCUCUAUUACCGUUUACUUUUAG
Messenger RNA from Polyodon spathula (Mississippi paddlefish), 3606 nucleotides. Its product is annotated as potassium channel subfamily T member 1-like. Lineage: Eukaryota; Metazoa; Chordata; Actinopteri; Acipenseriformes; Polyodontidae. Gene Ontology annotation, cellular component: membrane. The record is from RefSeq and is a predicted model, not a curated record. Bases 40 to 3606 code for a protein of 1188 amino acids. The transcript has 30 exons. Gene Ontology annotation, molecular function: intracellular sodium-activated potassium channel activity. Gene Ontology annotation, biological process: potassium ion transport.